AUGAGCAGCCAUCUGUGGAAAUACUACCUCCAGGAUGAUGUCGACCGAUUCCGGCAUCUACUCGAGACGGCCUCGUACAAUGUCCGCCCAAACCAACACAGGGCCCAAUCCAUGCAGGCUUCCGCCGCCGUGAGCUCCAGUCCCGGCACUUUGAGCACCUCGCCGACUCUCAACACAAAGCCACGCAAGCCUUCGAAUUUCUCGCCACAUGUAGGAAAUAUGCCGCCACUCACCAAGGCUGACAUCAACUGGCGCGACUCGAAUGGCAUGACAUUGCUUCAUCACGCCGCCUCUUCGACCACUGAGAAUGCCUUCGAAUUCGCCCAGGCUCUCGUCGAGCACCCUCUGAUCGACUUGUACCUACAGGACGCUGAAAAUUCAUGGACUGCCUUACAUCGCGCCUUCUACUUCGGUAACAUCACCAUUGCUCGUGCAAUUCUCGAACGCGACUCGUCGGAUGCUCUGCGUAGGGGAAUCGGAGGAGGUCUGGUCAAGAUCAAGGAUCGUGAAGGACUCGGCCCGUUAGAUCUAUACGCUGCAACAAUCAAGGAUCGUACUCUGCGACCAGAGGGACAAAGACGACCCAGAGCUGCCUCUGAUGCUAGCGAGGAAGAAGCCAACAUGGACGACGAGCAAGAGGUCAGGCAAAGGGUUAUCGAGUUUGCGACAAAUAUCUCUGGCGAUGAAGUCUACACUUUUGGAAGCAACAAGAACAUCACUCUGGGCUUUGGAGAUGAGGAUGACCGACAACAUCCGGAGCGCAUCACUCUGAAACGUCCAGACCAUCUGCUGCAACGAUUUUACCGUGAGCACGUCAGAGACUACGAGAAGACAUGGACGACUUUCGAUCCUGUCAUUACGCAGACAGGUCGUUCUGCUCUUCCACGCUCCUUACCCGUUGAGUCCAUGCCUUGGGUUGUUAAGGAUCGGCCAUUGAUCAUUCAAGAUGUCUUCAUGUCCAAGCUCUCCACAGCAGUCUUGACCACCGAUCCGGAGUCAAACUUGUACAUGUGUGGUCACGGACCUGGAGGCCGUUUAGGUAUUGGCGACGAGCAAUCGCGAUUCAGAUUCGUCUGCAUCGACGGCGGCGCACUGUCGCGCAAAAAGAUUGCGACUGUUGCACUCGGUCAGAACCACACUCUGGCUGUCGAUGACCGUGGCGAGGUCUUUUCUUGGGGUAGCAACGGCUAUGGCCAGCUCGGAUACACUUUACCGAAGACUGGAGUCAAGGAUGAAGAUCCUGUGAGUUGCGUACCAGCGCAGAUUUUUGGGCCUCUGAAGCGCGAGAUCGUGAUUGGUGUCGCUGCCUCUCGCAUUCAUUCAGUCGCAUACACCUCCACAUCUCUUUAUACCUUUGGCAAGAAUGAGGGUCAGCUUGGUAUCGUUGAUUCGGAUGCCCGCUCUCUGGAGUAUCAAGUCACUCCCCGAAAGGUUGCUGCUUCUCGCUUUGCUGCCCCGAUCGUCUCAGUCGCUGCCAUAGACCGCGCUACAGUCUGUCUCCUGGAAAACCACGAUGUAUGGGUCUUCGCAAAUUACGGUUAUGCCAAGAUACAGUUCCCUCUGGAUGGCUCGAGCAGUUUCUUGAAAGACAGUUUCCGCGUAACUCGAUAUGAUGACACCAUCAACCAUAUCAGCAAGAUCACUGCUGGUGGUGACACUAUCUGUGCCAUGUCGAGUAGUGGUGAGGUCUACACUCUGUCCGUCAGUCAGCGUCAAGACCAGAGCAACGCAUCCACGACCAACCCCACCAAAAUUAGAGGAGCACUAUCUGCGCCACAAGAGAUUUGGUCGCUGAAGAAAAAUAACAUGGCUGCCCGUGAUGUUGGCGUAGAUGCUGAUGGCUCUAUCAUUCUUACCACCGAGGAAGGAAGUGUCUGGAAACGAUCCAGGAGAACAAAGAUCAAGGACGGAAAGUCUCUGGACACCAUUCAAUACAAACCCAAGGACUACAAGUUUUCACGUAUCGCUGGUCUGUCUCGCGUUACAGCGGUCAGGUCUUCAGCAUACGGCGCCUACGCGGCUGUUCGCAGAGACUGCGAUGUCACCAAGACUCAGACGCUGGUUGAAGAGCAGAACAUCUGGAGCAAUUUGUUCCCUCUUCUCUGCUUCCACGACCUGAGCGUUCAAGAAGACGUACCCGAUAGUGAGAGCGAGGAGCCGCAGCCUCGUUUCUGGCAAGGUCGGAAAAAGCCUGACGAGUUACAACUUCUUCGCAAGCACCUGCUCGUGUCAAAGGACAUUGAAAAAGACCUUGAAGAACAUCUACGCCUAUGCGCGAAUGAGAACUUCAGCGAGUUUGACGCCAUCAUUACCUCCAAUGUGUCCGAGAUGCGCUUCCCUGCUCAUCAAUUCGUUCUCGCGGGCCGAAGUAGGGUACUCAGAGCCGGCUUACAGACUCUCAGGGAUGGUGGUGACUUCAGCGUUCCUGACUGUCUCAUCUCUGAGCGCGAUUCUUCUGGUCGACCUAUCCUCAUCUUCCAAGGAUUUGAUACUUUGACCUUAGUCGACUUCCUUCUCUACUGCUACACAGAUUCAAUUGUCGACUUCUGGCACCAUACUCGAGGCUCCCCAAAGGCUUUCAGAUAUCGCCAAGUCCGCACUGAGUUGAUGAAGGUCGCUUCCAAGCUUGAACUGCUCAAAUUGGAGCCUGCAGUCAGACAGAUGAUUGAGCCUGAGCGCUGCUUGCACAUGGACUUGGAGAUUGCCACAAGAGACCAGAACUACUUUGCCACUGGUGACAUCCGAGUUCAGUUGAGCGACGGUGAAGUUCUGGUUCAUGGGGCGAUGGUCUGCCAAAGAUGUCCGUUCUUCGAAGGCAUGUUCAUGGGGCGUGCCGGUGGUCGCUGGCUUGAUGAACGGCGUGGUCUCUUGCAAAAUGCUUCUGAUGCUGUCGACGUGGAUCUUCAACACAUUGAAUCCAACAUCUUCCGCAUGGUUCUUCGCCAUAUUUACGCGGAUACUGGUGAAGAGCUCUUUGACGACAUUGUCAGUGCCGACCUUGAUGAGUUCCUUGAUGUUGUCAUGGAGGUCAUGGCCGUUGCUAACGAGCUCAUGCUCGAUCGUCUAUCGCAAGUCUGUCAAAGAGUCGUUGGUCAGCAUGUCACGACUCGCAACGUCUGUGGUCUACUCAACGCCAUCGCUCCCAGCUCUGUCACGGAGUUCAAGGAUGCAAGUCUCGAGUACUUGUGUCUGAGUUUGGAAGCUAUGCUACAAGGGGGCCUGCUGGAUGAGCUUGACGAAGAUUUACUCCUGGAGCUGGAUGACAUUGUUCGAGCCAAUCAGCUUGCUCUCAUGCCAUUUGCGAAGAGCGGGCGUGCGGAAGCGUUGCUUCAUGAACGUCAUCCGGAACUCGCUGGCCUAAUCGACAGAGACCGUCGCAUCAAGCUUGACUCGAUAAUGUUGCACUCUAAAUAUCAAGACCUCGAUGGAUGGGGUCCAAAUUCCUUCAGAGGUGGUAGCUUGGAUGAUGGUGCAUAUGCAAAGCAGAAGGCGCGAAGAAAGUCCAAGGACGCCCAGUCAUCUGCACUUGAGUCUACUCCCCGAGUCAUAGCAGCUGUAUCCGCUUUGGGCACAAGCAUCGAGGAGAGCUCACAACCGGGUUCGAACGGCACACGAUCGAGGGAUCCCGAGUCAGAGUUUGAAAGGGCACUGCGCAGAGAUACUGCUGUUGGUACUCCUACUGACUCCUGGCUUGACUCUCGAGGAAACUCAAUCACACCUCAUGCUGGAACACCAAAGCAAGGUGGUCUCAUCCCAGGCAUGACGCCCGCCACUCCUAUUAGCUCUUCAAGCGUUCCAUGGGCAGCAACCCCCUCACCAGGCGCCAAGCUGGAGAUGAGGGAUAUUAUGGCUCAGGCAUCCUCGAGUCGUGUGUCCAACCUCUCAUUAGGCAUUGCAGCCAGUAGAGAAAAGGCGUCUGAGGAUGCUUCGGCGGCAAGAUCUGCUGCGAAAAUAUCGCAGAAAGAACGCAAGAGGAUGCAGCAAGCGCAGCAGACCGUAGCUGUUGAGAUAGAAGAGAAGAUCGCUGCCAAGGUGGCGUCACCAUGGCAGGUUGUCUCUGGACAGAAGAUACCUUCUCUCAAGGACGUCAUUGGUGACAAGCCGCCAUCACCAGGUCCAUCGAACAGACCUCAGCCUACAACUCGCACGAGCAACACUCCUCAAUUGACAAUGCGUCAGACGAUUGCUAACCCAAAGCCCUCGUCCAAACCUGCGGCCGCCUUUGCUGCAUCGCCAAAGAGUCUAGGUCCUGGUUCGCCGAUCAUAUCUGCGUCAACACUCGCACCUCCACCUCCACCAGACCUCUCAUCCCAAUCAUUCCCCUCCAUUCAAUCCAUUGUCCACAGCCCUCGGGCCGCAGAACCUGCUCUCCAACUUUCUUUACAGGAGAUCCUGGAGCAGCAGCAAUAUGAGAAAGACAUCAUCAAAGAAGCUGCUGCCGCAAGGAGUUUGCAGGAGAUUCAGGCUGAGCAGGAGUUCCAGGAGUGGUGGGACAAUGAAGCUAAGAGGAUGAGGGAGGACGAAGAGUUUGCGAGGUUGAUUGCUGAGGGAAAGACACCCGAACAAGCUGGUGCAGGUGGAAAGAAGAAAGGAGGUAGGAGGGGUGGAAAGUCAGGUCAAGGUCAAGACAAGAAGAAAGAAGGCGGAGCUGCGCAAGCUGGACAGGCUGUACCGCAAGGACAGCCUCAGGGACAUUCUCAAGGCCAACCGCCCAAAGCUCGAGGACCUAGAGGUAGAGGCAGAGGCGGUGCUGCUGUUGCGUCUACGCCCACACCUGCCGCUGGAGGAAGUAGAGCUUGA
This is a messenger RNA of Aureobasidium namibiae CBS 147.97, 4800 nucleotides long. RefSeq lists its product as uncharacterized. The coding region runs from base 1 to 4800 and encodes 1599 amino acids. The record is from RefSeq and is a predicted model, not a curated record. The transcript has 2 exons. Gene Ontology annotation, molecular function: protein binding. NCBI's taxonomy places the organism in Eukaryota, Fungi, Ascomycota, Dothideomycetes, Dothideales, Saccotheciaceae.